AUGCAUGAAGAAACCUAGGAACAUUUUCUUUAUCGAGGUGUGACUGCUGAGAAUUUGACAGUUCAACUUUGCAGCACAGAGUUAGUAAAGAACAAUGGACUUGAGGAGAUUGAAGUUGUCAUUAGUCGUCCCUGACAAGUGAUCAUGGAGGAUAUCAACCACUUUGGAGACAAAGUUUCCAUUAGCCAGGAGUGGAAAACUUGAAUGGAGAUCAGGAAGGAGCCAAUCAGCACUAUUCAUACUGAUGCCAUGUGUGGACAUGGAAUACCAAUCAAGCUGCUCUUGCAAGAGGCCUCUGAGGACAUUUGCCUCAAUAUUUCCUGAACGACUGCGUCAGCAAAGAUCCUAGAGACAACUGUACAUUUCUAGUGGAUUGUCCACAUGUGCGAGAACACCAGGACAAGAGCCAUUGGAACUUUUCACACCCUUUUCCUUUUUGCCUUCAAGGACGAAUAAUUAUUGGCUAAAAGUGUUUUUUCCCAAAGUGAAUCUUUGCGGAGAAAUCUGUUUUCCUUCUCCAGACUGUGCGUGUGUAUAUGUGUUUGCUUACUUAGAAGAGAGAUGACUUCCAUUCAGUUUCUCACAAGGCUGUCUUUGCCUCGUUUGGCCUACCAUAAAAUUUCUGGACGGAAUCCCGGGGUUGUGUUCCUGUCAGGAUUUAAGUCCGACAUGAAUGCAGUGAAGGCACUGGCCAUGGAGGAGUUCUGUCGUUCAGCAGGGCACUCCUUUGUCAGGUUUGAUUACACUGGCUGUGGCAGUUCCGAAGGUGAUUCUGAGGACUGCAAAUUGGGAGAUUGGAAGAAUGAUGUGCUGACAGUCUUGGACACUCUCACUACAGGACCACAGGUUCUUGUUGGCUCCAGCAUGGGUGGUUGGCUUAUGUUAUUGGCUGCCCUUGCAAAGCCAGAGAGAGUGGCCGGAUUGGUUGGUAUAGCAACAGCUGCUGAUCAUUUUGUAACUCUUUUGGACCAGCUCCCCUCCGAGGCCAGAGCAGAUAUUGAGAGGACAGGCAAAUACAAUAUGCCAUCCAAGUACAGUGCCAGUGGCUUCUACACCAUGAGAUAUAACUUUAUAAAGGAGUCAGAGGAGCACUGUCUGCUACAAAGCAGCAUCAACAUCUUAUGCCCAGUGCGGCUCUUGCAUGGCAUGAAGGAUGACGUGGUCCCCUGGCAUGUUUCCGUCAAAGUGGCAGAACAACUUGUCAGCAAUGAUGUGGACAUCAUCCUCCGAAAAAAUGCAGAGCACAGGUUUUCAGAGGAUGAGGAUAUCAAGCUUCUGACUACUGUCGUUAGUGAGCUACUGCAAAAGUUAACCGAGAAAGAUCUAAAAUGAAAGAAACAUAGUUGUGUUGGAAUUCAUUGUCAGUUAAUGUUAACCAAAAAGAUUAAGCAGGGGCUUCACCUCUGUUUUUGUUUUGUGCUGUCGUAAAUCAAGGGCGAAUGUUAGAGAACUGCGGCUGUUGAAUUAGAAUAUUCUUUAUAUUUGAGGAAAUGUGAUCAGACAUAAUCUCCACAGCGAAUAAAGGCUUUGUAUAACUGCCAAA
Chiloscyllium plagiosum (whitespotted bambooshark) is the source of this 1543-nucleotide messenger RNA. RefSeq names its product palmitoyl-protein thioesterase ABHD10, mitochondrial-like. Gene Ontology annotation, cellular component: mitochondrion. NCBI's taxonomy places the organism in Eukaryota, Metazoa, Chordata, Chondrichthyes, Orectolobiformes, Hemiscylliidae. Gene Ontology annotation, molecular function: palmitoyl-(protein) hydrolase activity; hydrolase activity, hydrolyzing O-glycosyl compounds. The record is from RefSeq and is a predicted model, not a curated record. Gene Ontology annotation, biological process: protein depalmitoylation.